Messenger RNA from Lacerta agilis (Sand lizard), 1959 nucleotides. RefSeq names its product chromosome 17 C11orf80 homolog (gene TOP6BL). The record is from RefSeq and is a predicted model, not a curated record. Bases 6 to 1883 code for a protein of 625 amino acids. The transcript is spliced from 17 exons. Gene Ontology annotation, biological process: reciprocal meiotic recombination; meiotic DNA double-strand break formation. NCBI's taxonomy places the organism in Eukaryota, Metazoa, Chordata, Lepidosauria, Squamata, Lacertidae.
UAGCCAUGGGGGACGUGGCGUUGGCAACUCGCACGAUUCUAGAAUAUCUAAUUGUUCGCCUUCAGUACGCAAAGGAAGAACAGUCAGAAGAAUGUUCCACAUUAGAAGGGAUACUUGUGGUUUCGGUGGACAUUGAAGAUUCUUUCCAGCGUGUGCAUCAUUCCCACUGUACUACUACUAUUUCAGCAAAAGGUGACUUCUGCUACAAACUUCUGAGUGAUCAGAUGUGUAGAGACAGGACCACCUACCUCCCCUCCCUUGACCCAUACAAUCCUGACCACCACCUACAGAACUGUAACUUGGGAUGCUUCAGAAAUGAAAGAUUUGCUGCCUUUAUGCCAGAGCAAAGCCUUGAGUGGAAGGGGUGUCCCCAUGAAUGUAUAGACAACAUGCCUUUUCAACUCUCCUUUGAGCUUGAUGAGAAAUCUGGAGCUAUCGAGGAGGACUGUUUGGCAUUGAAGCAAUUCAUCCACCGGAUCAGCCUUACGCACACAACAGUAAAAUUUCAUUAUUGUGUAAAAGUGAACGGCUCAAUCUCUGCUAAGACCUAUAACACAGAGAGGGGAGCUGCCACAUGUUUGCCAGGUGGGACAAGACUACUGAGUGAAGGGAAUCAUUUUGUGAGGUCAGCAGCCAGGGAUGUGCCUUCAUCUUGUGACAAAAUCCACCCCAUGACUGGUGAGCCAAUUACCCUCUUAAUUCCAGAUGAGGUAGCUGAAAGAGGCUUCAGUGGAGAACUAAGGCUCAUGCCUGUUGUCUCCCUGUGUCCCUGCCAGAAACCAUACCCUAACAAGCCAGCACAAAUAGCAGCUGUCUCUAUCUUUCUUUAUGACUCAGCAGGUCUGCCUGUAUUGUUCUCCACAAAGGAAGCAUCAUGUUCUUUUUUUAAAGAUCCUUCAUGUCUAAUAGCAUGGGAAAAAUAUGGCUAUCAGGCAACACUGAAUUCAGAUCCCCAUUGGGAAGAAGAUACUGCAAAACCUGAUGUCAGAUACAAGCUUCAUACCAGCCACCAACAGGACUCAGAUGCUCAGGAACAAACACUGCUGCUCUUCCUCUUUCUCAGCUACUCAGAUCAGUUUAAUGACAAGACAGUCUAUAAUUUUGGGGACUGGCAAAUGAUCCUAUCACAUCUCUCUCCUAUCCUGUUAUGCAGCAAGCAAGCUGUGAAAGGCUGCAUCCAAGGAGUGGUCAGUAGGAUCCUGGAGCAGCAUUACAAAGUGUCCCAGGAACAGCAGAAACUGGCGCAGUCUUUGCCCAUCAUGGCAGAUGCCAUUUCAAGUAUAGUUUCAAGCAGCACUGACAGUGAGUUCAGAAGGAAAUGCCUCCAGUCUUUGCAGGUUGCAGAUACCCAGAAGUUCCAAGUGACCAUCAAAGAUACCUUCAACAAAGUCAUUCUUAAACAGUGGAAAUGUAGCAGUGCAUGUGACGCCAGAAGGCCAUUGCCUAAAAACGAUGAGGCAGGAGUAGGGCUGCUCAGUGCAGACCUUCCUUUGCCCACCAUUCACCAGAAGUUAUUGGGCUCGAACUUCAGUUCUGCACAGCUGGAGCAAGGAGAAAAAGGACUUCCGCUUGUUAAUUCAGACUGUGGUGGAAUGAGCCAAAAAGGAAGCAGGGAGAUCCAUGUGGAGGAUUCGCGAGACCCACAUGUCACUGAGGUGGCUAAAAGCAAGGAAAAGAACAAGAGUCUGUUAGUAGAACCAGGCACCUCUUCAAGCUCUUUCCUCUCACAUCCAACUAAAAUUGGGUGUGGUGCUCUCCAAGAUAAAAGCCAGGUGGUGUCUGCAGGUCCUUCAGUGAAGAAAAUCCGAAGCAAUGAAAAUCUAUGGCAGGAUGAUCACUUUUGGAAACAAGAAGUCUCAAACUUGGCCAAGUGGACAUCCUGAAAUGGUUGCAGCCUGAGGACAUUGUAUUUCUGCAUUCUGGAAUUUCUGUACAGGCCAAUAAAAGGGGGGAAAUCAU